GGCAGCGAGGUUUAGCGCAUGGACCAAUGUGAUUGAAACGGCAGUGGGAAGAUGUGCGUGCUUGCCUCUUGCUGGACGGAGAGAGGUGGUGAAGAAGGUCUGACUUUGGAAUCUAAAUAUUUCUUCUACUUAUAUUCGCCCGAAUUGUUUUUUCAGUUUUAAUGAACUGACUAUUUACUUUUCAUCUAAAGUUCGCUCAUUUGUCACAUUUUGUUUCCAAACAUUAUUUAUAUUUCGGUUAUCUUGUAAGAUGCGUUUUCCCCACCUCGUCACUGUAUAGGUGUACCGUUUUAACACCAGAGUAUUUUUUGAGCACCUACGGUUGCCCGCGCGCCACUACACCCUGACUCAGCACCACACCUGGGCUGCACGCGAGCACUGUAUCCCCCUGGAGCAUCCUUUUGAAGAACUGGGGAAGUAGCCAGGCACCGAGGACUAGCGUAGAGUGGCGCAGAGUCGGAUCACAGCUUUAACCAAGAAAAUCACAGAGGCUCCUAUAAAAUACUCCAAGCGCAAAGAAGGGUCAGAAAAAGGAAGAGAGUACCAGGGAGGGAGUUAACGGAGCGAUAAAAAAGGAGAAGACGCGAAGAAAUUAUCGAAGAGAGUUGGACUGGUUACUCCAAGCUAGUAGCAAAUGUUUAACAACUGCCACAUAGAACAUAAUUAUAGGAAAGCAGCGGUAAAAGUGUGCGGAGGAAGACGAGAGAGCAUAGCUUGGGGGGAUUGAACGGAGCGGGGCAUGUGGAUAUUGGCUUUUAUCUUUUUCCAGAGCAUCUUAAAUGUUUUUAGUGAAGAUAUACAUUCCAGCUUAUAUUUUGUCAAUGCAUCUCUGCAAGAGGUAGUGUUUGCCAGCACCACAGGGACCCUGGUGCCCUGUCCUGCAGCAGGCGUGCCCCCUGCCUCGCUGCGCUGGUACCUGGCAACUGGAGAAGAGAUCUACGAUGUGCCAGGGAUCCGCCACGUGCACCCCAAUGGCACCCUCCAGAUCUUCAACUUCCUCCCCUCCAGCUUUAGUAAGCUGAUCCAUGACAAUACCUACUAUUGCACAGCUGAAAAUCCUUCAGGGAAAAUAAGAAGCCAAGAUGUCCACAUUAAGGCAGUAUUUCGGGAACCCUACACGGUCCGUGUGGAGGACCAGAAAGCCAUGAGGGGCAAUGUAGCGGUCUUCAAGUGCAUUAUCCCUGCCUCUGUGGAGGCUUACGUCACUGUCGUAUCAUGGGAAAAAGACACAGUCUCACUAUCCUCAGGACCUAGAUUUCUCAUAACAACCACAGGAGCCUUGUAUAUUCUGGAUGUACAGAAUGAGGAUGGAUUGUAUAACUAUCGCUGCACCACGCGGCACCGCUACACAGGCGAGACCAGACAGAGCAACAGUGCCAGGCUUUUUGUGUCAGAUCCAACUAACUCGGAGCCGGGGAUUCUGGAUGGCUUCGACCGCCGAGAGGUCAUGGCGUCACAUCGGGUGGAGCUGCCCUGCAAGGCGUCAGGCCACCCCAUGCCCAAGUACCGCUGGCUGAAGGACAAUAGCCCUCUGGAGCCUGACACGCGUUUCCGCCAGAGUGUCACAGGCCUGCUGAUAGAGAGCGCCCAGCCAGCAGACUCUGGCACCUAUGUGUGUGAAGUGUGGAACAGCUACGGGAACGCUGAGGUGGUGGGUCGGCUGCUGGUCAAACAGCCCCUGAAGGCGGUGGUCAGUCCACGCAAGGUGAAGGGCAGUGUGGGCAGCAAGGUAUCCCUGCACUGCAGUGUCAGUGGCUCUGAGGAGUACGAGCUGUCAUGGUACCGUAAUGGAGAGAUAAUCUACCCUGGCAACAAUGUGCGGAUCACAGGCAUCAGCAGAGAAAACCUGAUUAUGGAGGGCAUGGCCAAGAGUGACGGCGGGGCCUACCAGUGUUUUGCCAGGAAGAACAAGAUGUCUGCCCAGGACUUUGUGCAGGUCAUAUUGGAGGACGGCACUCCAAAGAUUCUGUCCUCCUUCAGUGAGAAGGUGGUCAACCCCAAUGAGCCGGUCUUCCUGGUGUGUAAUGUCAAAGGCACUCCCCCACCCUCCUGCACCUGGAGCCUGGAUGACGACCCGAUCAUCAAGGACAGCCACCACCACCCCGGGCAUUAUGAGACCCAUGAAGGCCACGUGGUCAGCCAGCUGAACAUCACCCACACCAAGGAGGUGGAUGGAGGGGUUUACCGCUGCACCUGCAGGAACUCGGCCGGGGCAGUCUACCACCAGGCUCGAAUAAACGUAAGAGGGGCUGCCAGCAUCCGUCCAAUGAAAAACAUCACGGCCAUCGCAGGGCGAGAUGCUUACGUCCACUGUCGCGUCAUUGGCUAUCCGUACUAUUCCAUCAAGUGGUAUAAGAACUCCCACCUGCUCCCUUUCAACCACCGACAGCGGGCCUUUGAGAACAACGGCACUCUGAAGUUGUCUAAUGUGCAGGAGCUGGACCAAGGGGAGUACAACUGCAGGGUGUUGGUUAAACCCCACCAAGAGACCAAUCAGAGCGUCCACCUCAGUGUCCGAGUUCCACCCUACAUCCAGCCCUUUGCGUUCCAGCGGUUCUCUAUUGGUCAGCGUGUCUUCAUCCCCUGUGUGGUAAUGUCAGGUGACCAACCACUGGACAUCACAUGGCAGAAGGACGGACGCCCAAUACCAGCCAGUCUGGGGGUCACUAUCGACAACAUAGAGUUCACCAGCUCGCUGAGGAUCUCAAACCUUUCCCCAGACCACAACGGAAACUACACCUGCAUUGCACGCAACGAGGCUGCAGCCGUAGAGCACCAGAGUCAGCUCAUCGUUAGAGUUCCUCCCCAGUUUGUGGUGCAGCCCACAGACCAGGAUGGGAUCUAUGGGAAAGCUGUGACUCUGAACUGCUCUGCGGAGGGUUAUCCUCGCCCCACCAUUGUAUGGAAGCACUCUAAAGGUAACGGGGUUCCCCAGUUCCAGCCCAUUGCCUUGAACUCUGGCUCCCGUAUCCAGCUGCUGGCCAAUGGCUCUCUGCUUAUCAAACACGUGCUGGAAGAGGACAGUGGCUACUACCUGUGUAAGGUCAGCAAUGACGUGGGAGCGGACGUCAGCAAGUCCAUGUACCUCACCGUCAAAAUCCCGGCCAUGAUCACGUCAUAUCCCAACACCACCAUGGCCACAGUGGGACAGCAGAAGGAGAUGAGCUGCACUGCCCAUGGGGAGAAGCCCAUCAUGGUGCGGUGGGAAAAGGAGGAACGCAUUAUCAACCCAGAGACCAGCCGCUACACCGUUGUGGUCAAAGAAGUGGCUGACGACGUAAUUUCAACUCUGAAGAUUUUGCCCACUGUUCGGGAAGAUUCUGGAUUCUUCUCCUGCCAUGCCAUCAACUCAUAUGGGGAAGACAGGGGGAUCAUUCAGUUAACAGUUCAAGAGCCUCCGGAUCCUCCCGAGGUGGAGAUCCGAGAGGUCCGAGACCGGACAAUCGCCCUCCGAUGGACAAUGGGUUUCGACGGGAACAGCCCCAUCACAGGAUAUGACAUUGAAUGCAAGAACAAAUCCGCUUCAUGGAGUUCAGCCCAGAUAACCAAAGACGUGUCCCCCCAGCUGAACCAGGCCACCAUCAUAGACCUGCACCCCUCCUCUACCUACAACAUACGCAUGUUUGCCAAGAAUGACAUUGGCAAGAGUGACACCAGCAAUGAGCUCACCAUCACCACUGACGAAGCAGCCCCCGAUGGGCCUCCACUUGAAGUACACCUGGAACCCACCUCCCCUCAAAGCAUUAAAGUCACCUGGAAGGCCCCCCACAAACACCUUCAAAAUGGGGUAAUCCGGGGCUACCAGGUGGGCUACAGGGAGUACAGCUCCGGAGGCAGCUUCCAGUUCAAUAUCAUCAGCAUGGACACUACAGGGGACAGCACCGAGACCAUCACCUUGGACAACCUGAGGAAGUUCACUGAGUACGGGGUGGUGGUGCAUGCAGCUAACCGGGCAGGCACUGGCCCCUCCUCUCAGGAAGUCAUCACCAAAACACUUGAGGACGUGCCAUCUCGUCCACCUGAAAAUGUUCUGGCCAUGGCUAAGUCUCCAGAGGUCAUCUCUCUGUCCUGGCUGACCCUGCCAAAAGAGGCCCUGAACGGAAACCUUCAGGGCUACAGAGUCAUCUACUGGGCUAACCUGCCCGAUGGAGAGUUGGGAGAGAUUAGGAACGUGACCACCUCCUAUCCGUCUCUGGAGCUGGAUGGUCUGGAGAAGUACACCAACUACAGCAUCCAGGUGCUGGCCUUCACCCGGGCUGGGGACGGGGUGCGCAGCGAGCAGAUCUUCACCCGCACCAAGGAGGACGUCCCUGGGCCUCCAGCCGGGGUGAAGGCUGCAGCCUCUACCAGCUCUGUGGUAUUUGUGUCUUGGCUCCCUCCUCUCAAACUCAACGGCAUCAUCAGGAAGUACAUUGUCUUCUGCUCCAACCUGCACCCCACGGUGAUGAGUGAGUUUGAGGCAUCUCCUGAUGUGUAUUUUUACCGCGUACCCAACCUGGCACGCAACAGGAAGUAUAGCAUCUGGGUGGUUGCUGUGACAGCUGCUGGUCGAGGAAACAGCAGUGAGACAAUCUCAGUGGAACCUCUAGCCAAAGCUCCUGCCAGGAUCCUGACAUUCAAUGGUACAGUGACCACACCCUGGAUGAAGGACAUUGUUCUUCCCUGCAAGGCAGUUGGAGAUCCACCCCCAACCAUCAAGUGGCUGAAGGGAAACAAUGGUACCCCUACCCCUGUUCUGACUGAUGGACGGCGUAGUGUCCAUAGCAACGGCAGCUUUAUCAUCCGGACAGUGAAAGCAGAGGACUCUGGGAACUACAGCUGUGUGGCCAGCAACAACUGGGGCUCUGAUGAGAUCACGCUUAACCUGCAAGUUCAAGUUCCUCCAGACCAACCACGCCUAACCGUUACCAAGACAACCACCACGUCAAUAACUCUGUCCUGGAUACCUGGGGACAACGGAGGGAGCUCCAUCAGAGGCUACAUCCUGCAGUACUCAGAGGACAAUAGCGAGCAAUGGGGCAGUUUCCCCAUCAGCCCAAGCGAGCGCUCGUACCGUUUGGAGAACCUGAAGUGUGGCACCUGGUACAAGUUUACCCUAACUGCUCAAAACGGAGUGGGACCAGGACGCAUCAGUGAGAUAAUCGAAGCGAAGACCCAUGGGAAAGAGCCCCAGUUUGCCAAGGAACAUGAGCUGUUUGCCAGCAUCAAUUCCACCCGGGUGAGAUUGAAUCUGAUUGGCUGGAAUAACGGUGGCUGCCCAAUCACCUCAUUUACCCUGGAAUACCGUCCAGUGGACACAGCAAUGUGGACUACAGCUCAGCGUACCUCACUGACUAAGAGCUACAUCCUGUACGACCUGGCCGAGGCCACCUGGUAUGAGCUGCAGAUGAAGGUGGUUAACAGCGCCGGCUCCGCUGAGAAAAAGAUUACAUUUGCCACCCUCAAUGCAGAUGGAAGCACCAUUCCACCACUGUUAAAGACUGUGGACCCCAUAACAGACAACAUGUCAGGCAAUGAGGGGCUGAAGAUGAUGGUGACCAUCACAUGUAUCUUGGUGGCUGCUGUUAUGGUCUUCAUCCUCUUGAUGGUGCUAAAGAGGAGGAGGAGGGAGCAGAGGCUGAAGAGACUACGGGAUGCAAAAAGCCUGGCAGAAAUGCUGAUGAGCAAAAACACACGGACCCCAGACACGUCAAACAAACAGCAGCAGACACUGAGAAUGCACAUUGACAUCCCCCGAGCCCAGCUGCUCAUCGAAGAGAGAGACACCAUGGAGACAAUCGAUGACCGGUCGACGGUGCUGCUGACUGAUAAUGACUUUGGAGAGACAUCCAAACAGAAGUCAUCCACUGUCACACAUACAGUCCACUACCAGUCCCUGUCUCAGGCCACAGGCCCCUUGGUGGACGUGUCAGACGCCCGGCCUGGAACCAACCCAACGGCGCGGCGCACCGCCAAAGCCGGCCCCACAGCCAGCAGGAGCCGCUACGCCAGCCAGUGGACCCUGAACCGACCCCAGCCUCCCACCUCCUCCCACACCCUUAGCACAGACUGGAGACUCCCCACUCCACGGGCUGCCGGCUCUGUGGACAAGGAGAGCGACAGCUACAGCGUCAGCCCGUCGCAGGACACAGACCGUGCGCGGAGCAGCAUGGUAUCGACGGAGAGCGCGUCAUCCACGUACGAAGAGCUGGCGCGGGCUUACGAGCACGCCAAGAUGGAGGAGCACCUGCGACAUGCUAAAUUCACCAUCACAGAGUGCUUCAUCUCCGACACCUCCUCGGAGCAGAUGACCGCAGGCACCAAUGACUACACGGACAGCCUCACCUCCAGCACGCCGUCCGAGUCAGGCAUCUGCAGGUUCACCGCCUCCCCGCCCAAGCCUCAGGACGUCAGCCGGGUGAUGAACAUGGCCGUGCCCAAGGCCCACAGGCCAGGAGGAGAGCUGGUGCACCUGCCCCCGUACCUGCGUAUGGACUUCCUGCUAAACCGCGGCUCUGCCUCGGGAGGCCGGGGGAACGGAGGAAGGGAAGGUGGAGGGGUGGAUGGCGGGGCUUUGGGCCAGGCGUGUCUGGAGCCCCAGAAGAGCCGCACUCUGAAGCGGCCCCCGCUCCUGGAGCCCACACCUAUGGAGGUGCCUACGUCUGUUGAGGUGCAGCAGUGGCAGCCAGGGACUGCCUCCACACUGCCUCAGCGUGACCCCGGCGGCCGUGACCCCGCCGGCCGUGACCCCGCUGGCCGUGACCCCGCCGGCCGUGACCCCGCCGGCCGUGACCCCACAGAUCUUGCCCAGGCGCAGGCCGCCAAGCUCAGCAGCUCACAGGAAUCCCUGCUAGACUCCAGAGGACACCUAAAACAGAGCAACAACCCCUACGCAAAGUCCUACACACUGGUAUAACACACGGAGUGCCGUUAAACACUCCAGUACUGAGACUGUAUGCUAUACUACAGCACUGCAGAGAGAGAGAUUUCACAGGGCGAUGAUGAUGACGGGACACUUCAACGACCACUUAAGUUGUAUAUAUAUAUUUCUGACUCCAAGUGGAUGCGUUACUUUAAUUCUUUCUUCCCUUUCUUUCUUCCUUCUUUCUUUUCUUCUUUCUUUCCUUCUUUCUUUCUUUCUUUCUUCUCUUUUGUCUCUCUUUUCCUACUGCUUUCUUUUGUUCUUUCUCCUUUUCCUCUUCUCCUGAGUUUUAUUUUCUACUUGAAUAUUCUUUUAUUCUAAAUUACACCAUAUGAAGAUUGCCAAAAUACUUUAUUUAAAUUUGACAGAGAAAAAUACUAUUGAAUUUAUAUCAAGGAUAAUUAUAGUCAUUAUUAUUAUAUAUAAAAAUUGGAAAAUGUUGAAAAACAAGAAGAGGAGGAGCACUCUCCAGGAGGAAAUAGCUUUCUUCAUUUCAGAUUUUUUUUUUAUGUCGCAGUGUGAUCAAAUCAAUGAUUGAGUAGCCAACAGUUUACUAACAACAAGAGCAGCCAAGGACAUGAAUGGAGCUGAACCUGGCUUUCCAUGCCAUCUACACAAUCUACUCAGAUUGUUACUACGUUUUUCAACCUUUCCAGUGACUGCAUGGGGACUGAUCUAUGACAAUUAUAGGAAGUACUGGAAAAUUCAAAAGAGAAUUUUGUCACACCAUGACAAUUAUACAAUGUGAAUAUAUAUAAAGAGAUCACUUUUAUUUGUGGAUAUUCCAGGGGAAAUGAUUUGGUUAAUAAAGUCCUUAGUCAUGUU
Messenger RNA from Esox lucius (northern pike), 7726 nucleotides. It is a transcript of the gene dscamb, whose product is annotated as Down syndrome cell adhesion molecule b. Bases 740 to 6895 code for a protein of 2051 amino acids. NCBI's taxonomy places the organism in Eukaryota, Metazoa, Chordata, Actinopteri, Esociformes, Esocidae. The transcript has 33 exons. Gene Ontology annotation, cellular component: plasma membrane; axon. The record is from RefSeq and is a predicted model, not a curated record. Gene Ontology annotation, molecular function: cell-cell adhesion mediator activity. Gene Ontology annotation, biological process: axon guidance; dendrite self-avoidance; homophilic cell-cell adhesion.